Molecule: messenger RNA, 4945 nt
Organism: Haliotis rubra (blacklip abalone)
Lineage: Eukaryota; Metazoa; Mollusca; Gastropoda; Lepetellida; Haliotidae
Product: serine/threonine-protein kinase PLK4-like
Biological process (GO): protein phosphorylation
Molecular function (GO): protein kinase activity; ATP binding; protein binding
Source: RefSeq, a predicted model, not a curated record
CGGAUAGGCGCGAUUUUGAAAACAGUGAAUAACAGGAGGACAACAAAAUAUGCUUCAAAGUACACAAACUACACGGAAAAUAUUCCUAUUACAGAAUGGUCACCUAGGAUAACUGACUGUGGUUCGGGAAGAUAAUAGAUCUAACGGGAUAACCAACCAUGACGGAAAAUAUCGAGGAUUAUCAAGUCUUGAACCUCCUUGGCAAAGGGGGUUUUGCAUGUGUCUACCGUGCAAGAUCCAAUAAGACAGGACAAGAAGUAGCCAUAAAAAUGAUUGAUAAGAAAUUAAUGAAAGCUGCCAACAUGGUUGUAAGGGUUCGAAAAGAAGUAGAAAUUCACUCAAGAUUAAAGCAUCCAGCAGUAUUGGAGCUAUACAACUACUUCGAGGACAGCAACUAUGUGUAUCUGGUGCUGGAGAUCUGCCACAAUGGGGAACUACAAAGAUAUCUCAAAACUAACUGUAAAGUGCUCACAGAAGAUGAAGCUCGUCACUUCAUGAAGCAGAUUGUUGAGGGGAUGCUGUACCUGCACUCACAUGGCAUCCUCCACAGGGAUCUCACACUGUCAAAUCUACUCCUCUCCAAGGACAUGAAUGUUAAAAUAGGAGAUUUCGGAUUGGCAACACAGCUGAGUGUUCCGGAUGAGAAGCAUUUCACGAUGUGUGGCACACCGAACUACAUCUCCCCAGAGGUGGCAAUGAGGUCAGCACAUGGCCUGGAAGCGGAUGUUUGGUCCCUGGGCUGCAUGUUGUACACGUUCCUUGUGGGUCAGCCACCAUUUGACACAGAUGCUGUAAAGAAGACGCUGAAUCGUGUAAUAUCAGCAGAGUAUGAUCUGCCAGAACACCUGUCUCGGGAAGCAAGGGAUCUCAUUCAGGGACUGUUACGCAAAAAUCCCAAAGAACGAAUCCCUAUCCGAGAUCUCUUAAGUCAUCCUUUCAUGACCAACAGUUCUUCAGGCAGCAGGAAAAUUGCCCACAAGUGCCCGGAAGUGUCGAUGGACAGUGGUCGUGGGACAAUGGCUACUGUAAUGUCAGGGAGAUCAGGUUUGUCAAGUAGCCGUAAACCGAUGCCAGCAUUCCCCAUCAAGGAUAUCAAAUCUCAGAUCAUGGAGGAUGAAGAGCGCUGUGGCAAUGGCCACUACAGCAACGUCUCAGACAGUGGGAGUUACACCAGUGGUGGUCAUCAGCAGCUGCUGGGCGGUCAGUCAGCUCACCAGCGUCAUCCCCCUUCACCCCCAGUCAGGCUUCGAGACAGUGAGCGAGAGGCCGAGCUAUACCAGGCUCGUCAGAGCAACCUUGCUAGUCAGCACCGAGUGUUGAGUCACCCACACCACACAGACAAACCUAUCAUCAGGAAGUACAGCUCCCAAGAAAACAUGUUAGACUAUUCCAAGAGACACAAAGACAAUGUGUUGCCAACCAAGACCCCUGUGCCCCACCUGUUUGACCCCACCCGUUACCAGGAAGGAUCCCAGACUAACAGUUCUUCCACUUGGUCUUGCGCCUCCUUCCACAGCUCCAGCACAGGAAGGAUCCCGGCCAGUCCAGGGCUCCGAGGACUCUCUGACACCUGCAGCAGUGCCGAUAUUGCACAGUCAGUUAAACCAUAUCUCAGUGCUGGAUCCGACUCUUCAUCUCAUGAUGGAGACUUCAGUUUACAGAACACAAAACGAGUGUUGACGUUUGACUCAAAACCUGGGAGUUUGCAUGAACCUGAGAAUGUUUCUUCAAGUCAUGGUUCUCAGGGCAUGUGUGUUCAAAAUGUUCAGAGUCCGUACUCGAGGUCAGCUUCUGUGGAGGAGAAGCUCUCCCAUAUGCCCAAUUUGCACGGACCUGUGGAGUUUUCAUCCCCUUACGGACAGAGGGUUCACAUUUCGGAGAAGGAGGUGAAUGCGUGUGUUAAAUCUCAGUCGAUGCAAGAUCUUGUUGGUCCGCGAGGGGAUUCACAUCGAUAUGGGGAGAGGAGUGAAAAGAAGGAUCGACACAGUCCAGAGAUGGUCUCACAACUUAAUGCUCAGCGAUCACGUCCUAUCAGGCAGAAGACAAAGAAUGCUAUUGUGAAUAUUCUGGAGACAGGGGAAGUGUGCCUUGAAUUCCUGAAGAACAAGAACAAGAUGGAGAAAGUGGUUGAGGUCUUCUCUAUUUCAGCAGAUGGCAGUCAGGUCAGUGUGUACCAACCUAAUGAGGGCCAUGGAGUUGUAGUCACAGACCGACCGCCAUCACCAGAUGAUGAAAUGCUCAAAACAUUUGCAUAUGGGUCAAUGCCAGAAAAGUUUUACAAGAAAUACCAGUAUGCUACAAGGUUUGUGAACCUCGUCCGGUCCAAGACCCCGAAGGUGACAAUGUACACUCACCGAGCCAAGUGUAUGCUGAUGGAGAAUGCUCCUGACGCAGACUUUGAAGCUGUGUUUUAUGAUGGUGCUAAGUUCACAGCCAGCAGUAAGGGUAUGAGGAUCAUUGAGAGGGAUGGCACCUCACUAGCCCUGGAGUCACAGGCCAUGGAGCAACACCUCAGUUGUGACACAAAGGACUUACUGGUGUAUGUCAAACAGUGUCAGACACAGUGCAUGGAGCUGGAGUCAGUGAUCAGCAGCCUGCAGAGCACGGGAUGUGGCAGACCAUUUGUUCCCGUCAUUGUAGGGAGACGCCCACACUCUGGUCUGGGGGACAUCAGCAAGUCCAGUGACAACACAUCUGAUACCAGAUCUUCUCAAGACCAUGACACAACCAAGUGUUCUCAGAUGAAGUCACCACCCAUGAUGACAUCGUUUGAUGGAACAGUUGUAAGUGCUGUGACAGAGGCAGGAAGUCAGUGCACAUCACGGCUGACGGCAGGAGAUAGACAUAAUUCUACUCUCACCUCACAAGCUUCCAUGGCAACCAGCAGCACUUCCUCAGGUACCAGUGCUGAUCCCAGGAAGCCCAACAAGGAUGUCGUCCAUCAGAUGUUUGUUCCGAACAUAGGCUGGGGCCAGAAGUAUUCAAAUGGUGAGAUUGUGGUGAAUUUCAAUGAUGGGACCCAGCUGGGGAUGAAGUCAAAUGCUACAACCGUCACCUUCAUAGACCAACAGGGCAAGACAUUCAGGUUUUACCAAAACGACCACCUACCUGACUAUGUCAAGUCACGCCUGGAGAAGGUGCCCCAAGUGUUGGAGCAUAUGAGAAAGUCGGCCCAAAUGUCGGUUAUAUCCGCGGCUCAGUCCAGGAGAUAGUAUUAGCAUAGUAGCCAAGUCAGUAGUCUAGGUCACACUAUGUCCAGGUUCAUUACUUACACUAGGGACCUCUAGGCUUGGAGAGAAUAACCUUGGGCAUUUCAGUUGUCAACCAAGUAGCUGUAGGGGAAUGAUGUUAUUGGAGUAUUUGUAGAAAAAGUAUUUAAGAUGUACUGUUUUGACUAUUUAUGUGAGAUUUAUGCUCAUUGUUUCCUCUGACAGCUAUUGAUAGUGCUAUAUUUAUUGUAUGUAUCUAUGGCAUUCCUAUCUCCUGACCCUCAAAACAAGUGGUCUUUGAUUUUGUCUCACACUGAGUGAUAUCCUCCAGUUACUAAACAUUUCUAUUCAGCAGAUACCUUAAAUAACAUCAGUUUGUGGCUCCUAUAUACACUAGCUAUUGAACAUGGGUGGGGUGGGCUAUAGUAUCAAAAGUGUAUGGUUGACAUUAUGGGUGUGGCAAACCCUUUAACCUGGGGUAAUAACAAGGUCCCCCGAACUCUCACAUUUAGUUUGAUCACUGCAAGUUGUAGGCUUAUGGACUUGAAGAUCCUACCGAUGGAUCCCGCAUCUUUUUUCAUAUGCACAUUUGCUUCCCAAUUGUACAAAGUCAAAUCGGUGCUUACUGCCUCAUGUGUCUUACUAGAAAGUGCCAUUUUGUCUGUGUCAGUAUGACUGACUAUGUGAUUGCUGUCGUUACUGUGAGACUUUGUCUGACUGUGGAGAUCUGCCUCUGUGUGACUGCCAUGAUGUGACUGUGUGCGACUGAUGAGAUCUGACUGUAGUUGUGUAUACGCUGUACAUUAGAAACUGUAUCAUAGUGUAUACUAGUGUCCCUUGUUUUGUAUAUAUAGUUGUAUGUAAAUAUGUACAUAGAGAGUCUGUGCUAGUGUGUGCAUCUUCCAUUCCCAUCUUAUCAUGUUAUAGCCUUUGUGACGAGGUGCCGCUGAAAGUGACAAAAGAUUAUCCUUUUACCUAAUGAGUUGAAUAAUUUCAUCACAUCAAGAUCAAUUAAUUUUUAUUUGUCAUGUACUUUUUGGUGUAUUUGCAAGAGGAAUUAGUCAUUAUUUAAUAUCAUUUUUAAAGAAAAACAAAAAAUGUGUAAAGAUUAUUUAUGAAAUAUGUAUGUUUGUGUCAAUUUUAAGUUUUAUAAUUUUAAUCUUUACAAAUGUAAUUUUUAUGAAUUUUUAAUUGUUAUUUGAAUUUAUUGGUCACUUUCAGAGUUUCUGAUAAUUGUUAUUGGUCCAGGAUUGUUGAACAUGCCAGUGUACAGCAUAAACUAGAAAAGUGUUCGAAAGAUCUUUGAAAUCUAUUUUUGGAAUGAUAUUAGAGGUUUCCAUGACAUGAAGUCUUCCUUAUUGCUUUGAGUCAAAUUCUGUUUUUUCAUGAUUAUAUUCAUAGAAGUGUCAGCACCAAAUAUGUUCCUGUUUCUCUUCUAAGUGGAAAAUGUGCAAAGCGAUGCUAACCCUGAACUCCCCCCAUUCACAAGAUAUAUGAAUUUUCUUGUUAUGGUAAUGUUUGACUCAAAACCUCCUUAAGAAUGAAGUAACUAGGAUUUCAUGGUUAACAUUGAUUUGAAGGACUGUGUAUUGUAUGUAGAACCGGGUCACAACACCAACACAAGAGUGUCGGUAACUUCUGGCCACAGUCCUGGACCAACAACAGCUGCUGUUACUCUGUUGUUGUUGAACUUUUAUCUACUGCGGAUGCUUCUACAAUAAACUGUUACAGAAAUA